UUCAUGGAGGUUGGGGUGAUUGGAACCAGUGGUCAAGAUGUUCUCUCUCCUGUGGAGGUGGAACAAGAGAAAGAAAAAGAUUUUGUGAUUUCCCACAGCCAGCCCAUGGUGGUCGUUACUGUGGUGGGUCAGACACCCAAACUGACUACUGUAACAAUGAACACUGUCCAGCUCAUGGUGGGUGGUCGGCAUGGUCUUCGUGGGGUGAGUGUUCUGCAUCAUGUAACAAUGGACAGAGACGACGUUUCCGCAACUGUAAUAACCCAGCACCCACUAAUGGAGGACGUGCUUGUUUUGGGCCAAGCCAGGAUACACAGACCUGUAAUGCACACCACUGUCCAGUGGAUGGUAAGUGGUCAUCCUGGAGUCAAUGGUCAGUCUGUUCUGUCACUUGCGGUAGAGGAACCAGGGAUAGGACACGAGAAUGUAACGACCCUCCUGCUCAGCAUGGUGGACGUGUGUGUGCUGGUGACACCACCCAGGUAGAAAAGUGCCACCACAGGGCUUGUGAAG
This is a messenger RNA of Limulus polyphemus (Atlantic horseshoe crab), 513 nucleotides long. Its product is annotated as hemicentin-1-like. The record is from RefSeq and is a predicted model, not a curated record. Lineage: Eukaryota; Metazoa; Arthropoda; Merostomata; Xiphosura; Limulidae. The transcript is spliced from 3 exons. The annotation marks the transcript as partial.